Messenger RNA from Colossoma macropomum (tambaqui), 2988 nucleotides. It is a transcript of the gene tgs1, whose product is annotated as trimethylguanosine synthase 1. Gene Ontology annotation, molecular function: RNA cap trimethylguanosine synthase activity. Lineage: Eukaryota; Metazoa; Chordata; Actinopteri; Characiformes; Serrasalmidae. Gene Ontology annotation, cellular component: nucleus. The transcript has 13 exons. The record is from RefSeq and is a predicted model, not a curated record. Gene Ontology annotation, biological process: 7-methylguanosine RNA capping; 7-methylguanosine cap hypermethylation. The coding region runs from base 294 to 2762 and encodes 822 amino acids.
UCCCAUAAUUCAAGGGUACACUUCAGAAACGCUUCUAAACCAUGUGAGGCAAACUGAAGCAAACAGUCACGUUCAUUUUCGUAUUGAACCUCGUUUUAAAUGAUUUUAAUAACUACUUUUAUGGCUGUUGGUCCCUCCUUCGUUGGUCGUCUGUGAUUUCUGAGUUCGAUCAGGCAAGUGGAACGAGCUCUGAUGACAGAAUGGUGAUAAAUGGUGAUAAAUGGUGAUCAGUGCUGAUAAAUGGUAGGUUAGUUGUUUUGCUGUUGUGACAGGGUCGUUUGUAAUUUUACACCAUGGUCAAUGAUGGGAGAUGGCAGACAGUUCCUAUAGCUGAUCUGUUUUUUCACCAUGGCGUACAGGACGAGAUGACAAUAUACUGCCUUUGCUCAAGAGCCUUUGUCAAUGAUCGAGAACUCUAUCGAUCUGACUUUAAAUCUCUUCAGGCUCAGACUGACAGUGUAUUGCAAGACAAUGUCAAAGACCUCGAAGAUGAGGAGCCUAGCCACUCAGAGGACGAAGAGGAUGUGGAGAUGGACGAAGAGACCCUCCUCAUGGCCAGUAUGGGUCUGCCAGUAGCGUUUGCCAGCUCUUCAGCUCAGAGGAAAGCACACAAGUGGACUGGAUGCACUCCUCACAGAGGAACAAAGAAGACCAAUGCUGGCCAUCAGGAGACAUUCUCUGACCAUGAGGACCCACUGCAGGACCAACAGCAGGACCCACAGCUGGAGCCGGCUAAGAAUGAGCAGCAGGAAGAGAAGGAAAAGGUUGUUCCAGUGGUUCUGGAGGAGACCCCAGCUGACCCGGAAUCUUCCGCCUCCGAGGAGGCGUGGCUUAAGUACUGGCAGCUGCACGGAGAAACCCUGCUGUGGGGGAGCUGGGUGGAGAAACACCCCGAAUUCUCCAGCGGGACCCCUCUGGCUCCGUGGGACUGUGCUGAGUGGAAGGAGGCCUGGCAGGAGCAUGCCAGCCAGGGCUAUCUCUAUUACUGGGAACAGUUCAAUUACUGGACUGCCCAAGGCUGGACAACAGAUGAGUCCUAUAGUGCUGCGCCUUGUGAUGAUGGACAGUGUAGAGAAGAUGAACUGGAAGAAGAAAAGAACAAGCCGUCCUCUAACUGCGAUGAAAACUUGGUGGAUGUGAACGCCACUGAUAUAGCGGAACGCUUUGACAGUUUAAACUUGCUAACAGAUGAAAAUGACGGUAAUGACAGCCAGCAGGCCUUGGACUGUAAUUGCGCGGAUGAACCCUGUGAUGGAGGUGACCGGAAAAGACCGUCUUCAUCCAGCAGCGUCUGCGCUAAGGAGGGCAAUAAGCAACCAAGCUCUAGUUCUGUGACGAAGAAAAAUGGCCAGCCUGUGAGGAGUGGCUCCAACAAGGAGGACGAAAGUGACGAAGACGAGCCGCCAGAUAGAAAGCAAGCAAAAAUAAAGAGAAGUCAUGAGCUGGAUGCUGAGGAGCUCGCUCAGAUACCUUCUGAGGAGGCGUGGGAAACUCUGGGCCUCAAGCGUGGCCCACGGCUCAAGUUCACGAGCGUUCUGAAGUUCCGGGAGGCUCCGGGGCAGCGUGGGGGCAGUCAGAGUGGAGCCAGGUGGAGACCAACAGGACGGAAAGCGGCCUGUAAGAUCGACAAGCACAUUUUCUUCACCGAGGAUGGAGAGACUGCUGGACCAAAGAUCAGCCAAACUCUGCAGAAAGUGCAGAGUUUUUUGCAUAAGGUCCAAACUGAGGAUGACUCUGAGAAAAAAGCAGCGUCGGUGUUGGGCAGCACAUCUUCACAGGCCAGAGUAAGUACAGGGGAUGGACACGGCACUCCACGCCCACAGGAGAGUGAGGAGGAAUGCAGGGAGCCUCAGCCUGAUUCUCGAUCUGGAGAGAGCAAAGAGCCCCAGCCUUUAACUCAGCCAGAACCGGAACCUGAAGCACUGGCAGCACCGGACCCAGAGCCAUUGCAGGAUAGCGAUUCUGACCCCAGGAGGGAGCUCCAGCCUCUAGACAUUCCGGACUACCUCCUCCCUGAUGCUCCAGGGGACAAAGAGGGAGUAGAGACAGAGGUGACCUCCAAGAAGAAGAAGAAGAAGAAGGCUAGAAGACGGAGGAGGGAAGUGGACGUGCCCCCUGAGAUCGCAGCAGAGCCGGAGCUGGCCAAGUACUGGGCACAGCGUUACCGGCUCUUCUCCCGCUUCGAUGAGGGCAUCAAACUGGACCAUGAGGGAUGGUUUUCCGUCACUCCUGAGAAGAUAGCCGAGCACAUCGCUCAGAGAGUGCCAGAAGUGUAUGACAUGCAGCUCAUCGUUGAUGCCUUCUGUGGAGUGGGUGGAAACGCCAUUCAGUUCGCCCUCACUGGGAAAAGAGUGAUAGCCAUUGAUAUCGACCCAGUGCGACUGGAGCUGGCGCAGCACAACGCCGAGGUGUACGGGGUGGCCCAGCGCAUCGACUUCAUCCAGGGUGAUUUCCUUCAGCUGGCCCCACGUCUGCGGGCUGACGUGGUUUUCCUCAGCCCCCCGUGGGGAGGCCCAGAGUACCUCAGCGCUGAAGUCUUCGACAUCAAAACCAUGAUGAGCCCUGAUGGAUUUGAAAUUUUCAGGCUGGCCAGAAUGAUUUCAGAUAACAUCGUGUAUUUUCUCCCUCGGAACGCUGAUAUGGAGCAGAUUGCGUCCCUCGCCGGUCCUGGUGGGAAAGUGGAGGUGGAGCAGAAUUUUCUCAAUAAUAAGCUGAAAACCAUAACUGCAUACUUUGGCAGUUUGAUUAAGGCUGAUUCUUAGUUUUGUUUUGUUUUUUUAAUGCUGUCUAAAUUCUCCUGUAUUGCACUGUACUGUACAGUCUCUCUGUGUAUUUUAUAGUGCUUGAUUUUUUAUAGUUGGUCAUUUCGUAACACACAGUGUUUGUAAAUGUUUUUGUUUGUUUGUUUAUUAAAAGUUUAUCAUGAAAUCUAAUACGUGUGAUGUUUACUCUUACAGUGGUCAGCCUGAAACUGCUGUUCCAUUAUAG